UUCCGCUACAAGACCCGGGUCUACAAACAGACCAACCUGGACGAGAAGCAGCUGGCCAAGCUGCACACCAAGACGGGGCUGCGCAAGUUCCUGGACUACGUGCAGCACGGCGCGGCCGACAAGGUGGCGCGGCUGCUGGAGCGCGGCCUCGACCCCAACUACCACGACGCCGACUCGGGCGAGACGCCGCUGACGCUGGCGGCGCAGCGGGACGGCCCCGGCGACGUGGAGAUCAUCCGGCUGCUGAGCCUGGGCGGCGCCCACCUGGACUUCCGCGCGCGCGACGGGGCCACGGCGCUGCACCGGGCGGCGGGCGCGCGCCGCUACGCCGCGCUGCUGGGUGCACGGUAA
Messenger RNA from Nothoprocta perdicaria, 351 nucleotides. Its product is annotated as SH3 and multiple ankyrin repeat domains protein 1-like. Lineage: Eukaryota; Metazoa; Chordata; Aves; Tinamiformes; Tinamidae. Gene Ontology annotation, cellular component: dendritic spine; postsynaptic membrane; postsynaptic density. The record is from RefSeq and is a predicted model, not a curated record. Gene Ontology annotation, molecular function: synaptic receptor adaptor activity; ionotropic glutamate receptor binding. The transcript is spliced from 4 exons. The annotation marks the transcript as partial.